AUGGGGUACCUCGAAGCAACGUUUCAAAUACUGACAGUCAGCUCAUCCAUCAUGGUGCGCCUUUCGCCUUGGCCGGAUUUCCAGCGCAUUUACAAGACCAAAAACACUGGCGAAGUACAAAUCCUUCCUGUGGUGAUGCUUUUUGCCAAUUGCGUCGUGCUCGGAUGGUUUGGCUACUUGUCCGAGAACAUUUUUCCGCUCUUCGUAACUGCCAUGCUAGGACUCGUCACUUGCGGAGGAUUCAUCGCAGUCUUUUACCGCUACGCUGACGACAAACGAUCCGUUCACAAAAUUGGCGCUGUCGCUUUAGUUGUUAUCGUACUUGUGUGUCUGUACGGUGCCAUUGGCCUUGCAGGCAUUACGGGACAGUCAAAGUCUUCUAUGGCUACAGCUAUGGGUGCAUUUUCCGUUGCUACGUCCAUUGGUCUAUAUAGUUCCCCGCUUGCUACAAUCAAGCGAGUUGUGCGCAGUAAAUCGACGGCCUCAAUGCCAUUUACGCUCUGUCUCGCGAACUUUUUCAGCAGCGUAUGCUGGGCGGUCUAUGCGAUCAUUAUCAUGGACGUGUGGAUCCUACUCCCGAACAUUUUCGGCUGUGUGCUUACGAUGAUCCAGUUGGCUUUGUAUGUCAUCUAUCCUACCUCAAAGGUGGUGGAGUCACAGCUUGAGGUUGUGAUAGUCGACCACUCCGGUGCCACAACUGAGCACGAGCUUAAGAUCGCACUGUCGAGUGUUUUGGACACUGACACACUGCAAGGAGGUCAUCUAGGAAGGAAGAGUAGCAUUGGGCAUAACGAAUGCUUUGUCGCGGUUCAAUCGCCUGUAACGCAGUGA
Peronospora farinosa is the source of this 831-nucleotide messenger RNA. NCBI's taxonomy places the organism in Eukaryota, Oomycota, Peronosporomycetes, Peronosporales, Peronosporaceae. The record is from the annotation of a GenBank genome assembly.